AUGCAGUCAUUCCUAGACCAACGGCGGUUCUACAAGCAACUGGAAACACAAAUCGUGGUGAAACACGAACAAUCCGAGGACGUCCGCACCCACGAGCGACGCUACUGGUAUCGCGGCGAAGGAGGGCUCGGUUCAGAAGACCGAGAACCCGACAAUGGCGAGCCAGCAAGAAGAAGGAGAGAACACGGCCACCGAACGAUCAUUUCCGGCCCAACGCUCGAACCUCGUCAUAGUGUCCGGGAGCAUUUAGAGCGCGAAGGAGAUGUUGAGCAGGCCGAUUAUGCUCCGGAGGUCCAGGCAGAUCCGUAUACGAUCAACACGCGUGAUACCAUGGGAGGAAAUGUGGAUAUGAUGGUGACUGGCGUGGAAAGAGAGCGAACUCGUCAAGCGGUCAAUGGAACUACCAAUGGGACUGCCAAUGGCACCACGGAUGGAGUUGAUGGAGCUUCUCAUGGCGACCCGGAAAAGGAGAAAAUCGUCUUGGUCAUGUACGAGGGCGACACCGAUGAGAUGGAUCCUCAUAAUUGGACUUUUACAUGCCGGGUGGCGUGCACCACCUUGGUAUCCCUCCUCGCUUCUCUUGUGCUGUGGUCAUCGACUAUCGAUACAAGUGCUCUUACUUCUACGAGAAAGCUUUACCAAACCAGCUUUGAGCUCCAGUCGGUACCGACAGCGAUGUACCUGAUCGGGCUCGGAAUUGGAGGCAUGGUAACAGCACCUGUUUCGGAGCUAUUCGGCCGCAACCCCCGAAUCGUCUGUCGCGGACUAGCUGGUCUCUUCGCAUCCGCACCACUUGUCUGUGCCGCAGCCGCUCUUGUCGACCUAUGGUCCUUAAUCGAGCGAGUCUACGCCUUUCCCUACUUUGCCAUCAUCUCAUUCCUUGGUCCCACCAUCGGCCCAACGCUCGGUGGCUUCAUCAACAUGUCGCCUAGGAUUAGCUGGCGCUGGGUCGACUGGAUAACCAUAAUCAUGUGUGGGGUGCUGGUGACCAUUGUAUUUCUAUUCCUCCCGGAGACAUACAGCACCGUUCGUCUAUCGUGGAAAGCAAAGCAACUCCGCCGUCUCACAGGGGACGAUCGAUACCGCGCGCCAAUGGAAUUCCACCGCUAUUACUUGUCCCGAUGUCUAGCCAUCGCACUUACUCGACCAGUCAUACUCUGCAUCUCUGAGCCCAUCAUCCUCAUAUUUUCCGGCUACAUGGCCAUCACUUUCAUCAUUCUCUACACCUUCUCAGCAGGCUACGUCUCCAUCUUCCAAAACUUCUAUGGCUUAGACCAGGGUCAAACAGGCCUCGCUUUCCUCGGAAUAACAAUCGGAAUCAUCUCCGCCGGCCUCGUGGUCCCCUUCAGCAUGAUGCUUACUCGACGAGACAUCUACCGCGCCCGUGCACGAAGCCGCACCCGUCCCGAACCAGAAUUCACUCUCUACAUGGCCAUGUUCGGGGCACCAAUGAUCCCAGUCGGGCUAUUCUGGAUGGGCUGGACCACAUACGCCGCUCUACCGGUGUGGGUUCCCAUGGCUUCGUCGCUUGUGUUCGGAUUCGGCAUCCUUUGCGUCUUCGUCUCGGCGUAUCAGUACGUCGCUGCGACGUUCGAAUACCAUCCCGGAAGUGCCUUGGCUUCGAUACAGAUGUUCCGGCUUUCGGCUGCCGGUGUGAUGGCUGUUGUUGCGGACAUAAUGUAUAAGAAGCUUGGGGUGCAUUGGUCUCUUACUGUGCUUGGUGGCAUUGCGACGUUCUUUUUGCCGGUGCCGUAUUUACUGUAUACUUGGGGACAUCGGGUGAGGAAGUGGAGUCGGUAUAUUCCGAAUACGGAGCAAUCGCAAUGA
Molecule: messenger RNA, 1827 nt
Organism: Penicillium argentinense
Lineage: Eukaryota; Fungi; Ascomycota; Eurotiomycetes; Eurotiales; Aspergillaceae
Exons: 3
Coding region: 1-1827 (608 amino acids)
Biological process (GO): transmembrane transport
Molecular function (GO): transmembrane transporter activity
Source: RefSeq, a predicted model, not a curated record